AUCCCUAUUUUGAAAUGGCAUAGUCCAAAGGGGUUGGAGGUCAUCAAGAUGGCAGCACCUUUUGGCUGUGGGUUCGGUGAUCUUGUUUUGGCGUCUUCCAGAGCAGUAGACGAUGAAGAGGAAGAAGAGGAAGCAAGCCAAAAGCCCAGUCCUUGUGCAGUUUUGAGAUGGUCUGCUCAGGCCAAACAGGAGAUCAGCGAGUCUCCCAAUGAUUGCAUCGAGUGUUCCGCUCUCAUUGUGGCAAUCGGGCCAGUAGCAACAGGUUUCAUCCACACCUACCUGCUGCACCAGGAGACAGAGAUCCUGGGGAUGAUCGGCAGUGGCCUGUCAGAAAACACCUGCAACACCUUUGAGCAGACCUCACCUGCUGAUGCCACCUGCUUCCUGCACAGACUCAAGUCAGCCCCCAGCGUCAUCCUGUGUCAGUGUAACGUGGACGUCCCGUCAGAGAUGAUGUUCUCAUGGACACAACAGCUGUUCUCCUGUAUCAACAUCCACAACACGUACAUUGGCGUCCUGGCCAGCGCGCCAGUCAGCGAGUUCCGCAGCUCUGUGUCGUUGUCGGAUGUUACCGUACCAUUCCUACGUGGACUGAAGACAAACCAGUUCCAUGGCAAGCCAGUCUGUCCGUACCUGGAGCAGCCCAACACUGUUAAGGGGCUGCCGGCAUCAGUAUUGAGUCACUGUCAGGUGUACCGUGUGCCUGCUGUGUUGUACAUGUGCUACUCUGACUCCAUCUAUGUGGAGAUUCCUGCCAUCAAGGCCUUCCUACCUGUACUCAAGGGCACACCUUUCAGAGAUAUCGUCCAGGAAAACCCACAUGCAGACAUCACACUGAGGAAACUGGUGGAACUGAGAGCCCAGCAAAAUAACCUGUACACAUGACAGAAGACUGCAGAAUUAAACAUUCAUUGGCAACUAAUUACUAGUAGUAAUAGGUACAUAUAGUGUUAGGUAGAUGAAGGUUCUUGUACUGUCUGUGAGAUAUGUUACAAGUGAAGACAGUAAAAAAGUCAACUCUAUCAACCCUGAAGAGGUUUAUUUAGUCAACGUUUUACAAUGACAUCAGUAGUCAAGUAAGUAUGUAUAAAGGACAGUAAAGGAAUGUACAUUGAACAUCCUCACAUAUCUCAAAGAUUAAAUGAUAAAGGUUUUAAAGUA
Molecule: messenger RNA, 1161 nt
Organism: Branchiostoma belcheri (Belcher's lancelet)
Lineage: Eukaryota; Metazoa; Chordata; Leptocardii; Amphioxiformes; Branchiostomatidae
Product: proteasome assembly chaperone 1-like
Exons: 6
Coding region: 49-885 (278 amino acids)
Biological process (GO): proteasome core complex assembly
Cellular component (GO): endoplasmic reticulum
Molecular function (GO): proteasome binding
Source: RefSeq, a predicted model, not a curated record